GCGGUCGAACGGUUUUAUCCCCGCCCCGACCAUGACCUUCCCGACGGGAUCAUUUCCGAUAUCCCGCCUGCUUCUUCCUCCUCUCCCCCCAUGAAUCAAUCGAUCGCGACAGUCAAAAGCGGAAUCUCACCCGAACCCCCCUCGCCGGCCAUAACCAACUUACAUCUUGCCCAGAUGAUCCAUACGACCACUACCAAGCAGUCCGAAUGGGUGAGCAACGUGAUCCAAAUGCAGGCCGCUCAUCUUGAACGGAUGGAACAGAUAAUGAGCAGGCUAAUUAAGCCUAACCCGGCUCCUGCUCGGCCUGCCCCUGCAUCAUUUCCACUUUUGCCUGCCCCGCCUGCUCCAGGGUAUGUACCUCAGAUCCCUCAUCUGACUAAUCCUGCCGGAAAGAUCGAGUGUUUUAACUGCAAACAGCCCGGGCAUUUCGCCCGAGACUGUCCACAGCCAAAACGUAAUCAACCUCCACCUGCUGCGGCCCCUGUCGCCCUGAAUCAAGGACGAGAGGCCGCUCUGAUGGAUACGGACCAGGGAGGAGAACUCGUGGCAUAUGCCCCAGAGCAGCCUUCCCCUUUGAUGGCAACGGCGUCGACAUCGGGAGCUUCUUCCUCUGACGCUGCUGACGUGGUCAAUCCCCUCGAGUAUCUCCAUCUCGCAGGCAUGAUCGGAGCAAUCCGAUCGGCCCCGGAUGAUCUCGAAUGGGUCGAUCGUGAAUCCAAUCCUGGUCCGCAGUUUUGGACAGGAGACAUUGAUGUGUUGAAAACACUCAAGCAACUGGAUAUUCGUAGCAUCAUCAACUAUUGCGUGAUCGUCGACAUGGAUGACAUCUUGGUGUACUCGAGUUCCUACGAGGGACACGUGCAACACAUCGAAUGGGCACUGCACGCGUUACGAGAUGCGGGUUCCAAAGUGGCGCUUGAGAAGUGUCAAUUUUUCCUCACCACCAUUUCCUUCCUGGGGCAUGUGGUGACAGACAAGGGACUCCAGUCGGAACCGCAAAAGGUGGCAGCUGUCAGGGAUGCGCCGGUGCCUACAACUAUCACGCAAGUUCGCGCCUUUCUGGGCCUGGCCUCGUACUACCGAAGAUUUAUCAAGGGCUUCGUGGCGAUUGCGGGACCCCUCACGAAUCUGCUACGCAAAGAUCAGCCGUUGAUCUGGACGCCGGAAUGCGAUCAAGCAUUUUCCAAACUCAAGGCCACUCUCAUUUCGGCUCCGGUCCUUAUAAGACCGGAUCCCGAAAAGUCUUUUGUUCUCAUCACUGACUGGCAGCCAGAGGCAAUUUCGGCGAUCCUUGCCCAGGUGGGACCAAGCGGACUCGAGAGUGUGGUGGAGUAUGCGUCCAAAUCGGUGUCAGCUUGCAAGCGUAACUACGCCGCUCCAACAAGGGAAUGCUACGCGGCUCUAUGGGGAAUCAGCCACUUUCGCGCUUACCUAUACGGGCGAAAAUUCACCUUGGUAACCGAUCAUGAGCCCCUGUUGGCUCUGAAGAAAUCGAAGGAUUACUUUGGCAUGAUCGGGCGAUGGGCAACGAUGCUGCAGAGCAUGGACUUUGACAUUCGUCAUCGGAAGCACGAGAGACACGGGAAUGCGGACGGACUGACACGACUGCACCGGCCUGAGAAAGUUCCGAAGAGUGAAGAGGUGAUUCCGUGGAACAAACCCGAACAGGAGAUCGGACCUCGGUACGACCAAGUGGAGAUCUUAUCGAAGCAGGAGUCCUCACGCAAUAGUAUUUGCGGAGGUAAUCGCAGUUCAUCGGCGAGCGGCUCCCAGAACGAGCUACGUCACCACCGUCGCGGCGUUCAGCGGCGACAUCAGCUCGGUCAAUCUGCAAAGGCAUACCGCGAUCUUGACUUCAUUGCGCGAGUGGACGGAGCAAGUGUCCAACGUGUGGCAGCACGUUCUCGCCCGACCUGGGCACAAUCUCAUCCCGACCUUUGCGCCGGAUCUCGGCGACAUCCGCCGUUCUCCGCGCGAGCGGCCAGUUUGACGUGGACACAAACCGACGAGCAUCCUGCGUGGAUCGAAAAUCCGGAGCUGCUGAUCAUCCAAGCUUGGAGGACUAACGUGGAGGGCGAUCUUCUUGGCUUUCUCUUUGGAUCGGUACGGACGGGGCGCCGCCAGCUGAUUGCACAGGAGCUCAUCGCGCCGAUCGUGCAGUUGGCGGACGAUCUCUCGCCUGACAUCUAUUCACAAAGUGACGACAAUCCUGCUCCGCACGUUCUUGAGCGGUCAUUAGAUCCAUAUCUUCAGUGGACUGCGUGCUUGGAGGAACCCAGGGAUGAAGACACGCUGCCGUCACGCCAGGAGUAUCUGAAGCCGUACGAUAUCAUCCCUCACGCCUUCUAUCCGAGGGCAGAGGAAGUGGUGAUCAACGACGACGACGAAGAGGAGGAAAAAGAAACCGGAUGUGGGUGGGAAGCCUUGCCGGAGGAAGCGACGCGCACGGGAAUGGAGGCGGAAGAUCCGGAGGCAGCGCGAAGGCGCGAAGAAAUUUCCACCGGGAAGCGACAACUGGAGUUCGCCAGCGAAGCCAGCCUGCGCAUCGGUAACGAUCCGACCAGAGAUCCGGAGCCGCGAAAGGCCGAAGAUGGCGACCCUGCAGCCGCCACCUCAAGUACCGCGCGACGGAGACGGAGCCGAUCCCCCUCCUCCUCCAGCCCCACCCGUCCCCCAGUUCGCCCACGUACCGAUGCGGGCGAUAGGCCUUCAUCCUCGGAUGCUAUCCCGGCGACCCCUUGAUUUCCUCACCCUUGAGCAGAUCCGCGCCCCAGUCACCUUCCCUCCCCAUCCCUUCCUUCCCCAUCUCUUCCGCGACUUCUACUCCACCCGCCUACUCGCCACCGUCUACCCUCACGCAUCCCUUCAGCCUGUUGCCCCCACGUUCUGCUGGCAUAUUCUCUUGUUCAGCGCUGCAUGGGAGCGAUGCAACGUGGUAGAAGUUUACUGCGUCGCCACGGGGACAAUCCCCGCCUGCCGCCACUACAAGAUCUUUCGAGCGGCGCUUUUCCGCA
This is a messenger RNA of Chara braunii, 3014 nucleotides long. NCBI's taxonomy places the organism in Eukaryota, Viridiplantae, Streptophyta, Charophyceae, Charales, Characeae. The record is from the annotation of a GenBank genome assembly.